Apis dorsata (giant honeybee) is the source of this 2092-nucleotide messenger RNA. It is a transcript of the gene Drep4, whose product is annotated as DNA fragmentation factor subunit beta. Gene Ontology annotation, biological process: apoptotic process; apoptotic DNA fragmentation. The coding region runs from base 488 to 1744 and encodes 418 amino acids. Gene Ontology annotation, molecular function: DNA endonuclease activity. NCBI's taxonomy places the organism in Eukaryota, Metazoa, Arthropoda, Insecta, Hymenoptera, Apidae. The record is from RefSeq and is a predicted model, not a curated record. Gene Ontology annotation, cellular component: nucleus; cytoplasm. The transcript is spliced from 6 exons.
CUUUCUUCUCUCCACGCACACAUACACACAUAUACACACACAUACACACAUACAUUCUCCCCUUUUCAUCGUUGCUUCUGCGGCAAAUGUAAAGUAAAAACGUGCGGGCAUCGACCAUUACAAAUCUCGCGAGCGUUGCUCAUAAUUCCACAAAUUUUAUUGGGUUCAAACGUCGACACGCGCGUUUCAUUAGUUUCCUCUCUUCUUUGUCCUUCCUUCCUCACUCCCACUCGCACUCGUUGUAACGUUACACGCUGGCCACUAUACCUACUCUACUCCCCACUCCAACAGCUCUUGCCACUGCUCGUGAUGAUUCCCCUUCCGUCCGCUGACCGAUAAGCCGCUCCACUGUCACGGUCGAAGAAGAAAGAAGAGGGAUACGAAGUGCACCGCCAGCUGCUGUUCCAACAAAUAGUGUCGUCAGCAUUUUCAUCUCGGCUUUUGAUCCACUUCCUUUGGGGAUUCUGACGAUUCGGAAACACGGAGUAUGUCACUGAUUUCCAAUUGUUUUCGACGGCUCACCGGGGAAGCACCGUCCAAGAACGAGCUGAAGGGCUACAAGGUCACCGAUGUGAACCGCAUACGAAAAGUCGGCGUCGCCUGCAGAAGCCUUCAGGAGUUGAAGCGUAAAGCUUGCGCGAAACUGAACGUGACAAACGACCCAACCGAGAUCAACAUCUAUCUCCUCGAUGGUUCGUUGAUCGACGAGGAGGAAUAUUUUUCCACGUUGAAACCUCAGACGACGCUGAUCCUGCAGAAACCUGGCGAGAAAGUGUUGUCCGAUGCGGAUCUCCUGUACGACACGUUGAGGCGUGUCAACAUCGAUUUUCUGAUCGCCGGCGAGAAAGCGUCCGAAUUCCUCGCGGAGAACCUUAAAGCAAAGGUUGCAGUUCUAAACAACGCUUUGAACAAGGACGACUCGAAAACGGCGUUCAGCAGCAGGGACGAGCACCCGGACUGGUUCCAGGGAUUGGAGACCAAUUGCGCGACUAAGGAGGCGUAUUUGCACCGUAGAUGUCAGGACAGGAUACGUGGCUACCUUUACAAAACGAUCGAUCAGAUCAAAUCGUCCGACGUGUUCUCGAAAGAUCCACGGGCCAGGAAGCAGCUACUGUACGCGAUAGCGUUCUUCAAGAUGCAAUUGAAGGAGGACCAUUACUUUGGCUACUACUUCGACAGGAGUCGAGCGAAGAUAGGAUCGUUGGAGGGUAGGGAUGAGCGCGACUCAUCGACGAGCUGUUACGAUCAUUGCCCGUGCAGGCUGAAAUGGCUGGACGAGAGCACGUAUUUCCGGUUGUUCGGCACGAUCGGGCAACCUUGCGACGACGUUGACGCUGUGAGGAGGAGGAACGAAAGGAAUUCUGGCGCGAAGAGCGAAGAGGAGGAGGCGGAGGAGACUUGCCCUUACAAGAUCAGGAGGACAGAGGGGGACACGUGUGUAGCUUUGUGCGACCAGAUGGGCGAGUUUAAGUGUUACGGCGUGUGGAACGAGGAGAAGUGCCUUUACGGGGACAGGCACAAGAUCAAUCCUUAUAGGUCGAGGGAGGAGCUUAUUUUGUUCUCUACGUGGAAUUUUGAUCAUAAGAUUGAGAGGUCCAGGACAUUAAUCCCGCUGCUUCUGAAACUGGCGACACAAGGUACAGCCAACGAGAUGGAUUUAUUCGAAAUCUACGACAAUCUAUUUACGGUGAAGAACCUGAGGCUGGUUCACAUCGUAUGCCAUGAUAAAGGCUCGCACAAAUAAUUAGUAAUUAUCACUAAUGGAAGAGUUAAUUAUAAUUAUAUUACGAUAUUCCAAUAUGCGGGAAAUCACUAUCAUAAAACUACGUAAUAAUAAUACGUAGAACAAUCUCUGAACGUAAAUGUAACUCUUCGUGUGAAAUAUUUACUUAUAAAACUGCUGUUGAUAGUUGAAGAAAUUAAAAAAUUUAUCACGUAUUCAAUAGUGAUUCCGUUGCGCCACAAAGUAACAAGCAAUAUACCGAUCGAACUUUCUUUUUUCUAUGAUAGAUUAAGUCGAAGUUUCCUACAUUGCCACCAUUUUCUAUUAUCCACCGUGAAACCGUGCACGAUAGAAUCAGUUCGAUUAAAA